Messenger RNA from Ficedula albicollis (Collared flycatcher), 4848 nucleotides. RefSeq names its product histone deacetylase 9 (gene HDAC9). NCBI's taxonomy places the organism in Eukaryota, Metazoa, Chordata, Aves, Passeriformes, Muscicapidae. The record is from RefSeq and is a predicted model, not a curated record. Bases 220 to 3519 code for a protein of 1099 amino acids. The transcript has 25 exons. Gene Ontology annotation, molecular function: histone deacetylase activity. Gene Ontology annotation, cellular component: histone deacetylase complex. Gene Ontology annotation, biological process: chromatin organization; negative regulation of transcription by RNA polymerase II.
GGCUCCUUCCUGCGGGCGGGGGCUGCCGGCGCUGGAUUUGGGCUUUUCUCCCUCUCCUCACAGAUACUUGUGCACAUGCUUAAACACUGCUAAUUGCCGAAGCAUAUUAUCUUACAACCCUCGCUGGAGGAGGUAGGACCGCAGAGGGUCGUGCCCGACGCCUGUGUGCAAGUGCAGUGAUGAAUCUCUUGUGUAGCUGAAGUGCAGACCAGUUGGAAUAUGCUGCAGACAAUUUACGAGAGUGAAUCGUGUUUUUCCUCAGAUGGGGUUUCUGGACGUGAGCAGCUCUUGGCUCAGCAAAGAAUGCACAGUAUGAUCAGCUCAGUGGAUGUGAAGUCGGAGGUUCCCGUGGGGCUGGAGCCCAUCUCCCCGUUGGACCUGCGCACCGAUCUCAGGAUGAUGGUUCCCAUGGUGGACCCCAUUGUGCGCGAAAAGCAGCUACAGCAGGAGCUGCUUCUCAUCCAGCAGCAGCAGCAAAUCCAGAAACAGCUGCUCAUUGCAGAGUUCCAGAAGCAGCAUGAAAACCUGACCCGCCAGCAUCAGGCCCAGCUCCAGGAGCACAUUAAGUUACAACAGGAACUCCUAGCCAUUAAACAACAGCAAGAACUCCUUGAAAAAGAGCAGAAGCUGGAGCAGCAAAGACAAGAGCAGGAACUGGAGAGGCAUCGCAGGGAGCAGCAGCUUCCUCCCCUCCGAGGCAAAGAAAGAGGACGAGAAAGGGCAGUGGCCAGUACAGAAGUGAAGCAGAAACUUCAAGAGUUCCUGUUAAGUAAAUCAGCUACAAAAGACUCUCCAGCAAAUGGGAAGAAUCAUUCCAUGAGCCGCCACCCCAAGCUCUGGUACACGGCUGCCCACCAUACCUCACUGGAUCAAAGCUCUCCACCCCUGAGCGGGGCCUCGCCACCCUACAAAUACACUUUACCAGGAGCACAGGAUGCUAAGGAUGAUUUUCCACUUCGUAAAACGGCUUCAGAGCCCAAUUUGAAGGUACGUUCAAGAUUAAAACAGAAGGUGACAGAGAGGAGAAGCAGUCCUUUACUCAGGAGGAAGGAUGGAAAUGUCAGUUCAUUCAAGAAGCGUCUUUUCGAGGUGACAGAAUCCUCAGUCAGUAGCAGCUCCCCUGGAUCAGGUCCCAGUUCCCCAAGCAAUGGUCCGAGCAGCAGCACAACAGAAAAUGAAACCUCAGUUCUGCCAUCUAACAUUCAAGCUGAGCACCUGGUUUCCCAGCAGCGCCUUUUGAUACAGGAUGAAUCAGUGAACUUGUUGAGUCUGUACACAUCCCCUUCUCUGCCCAACAUUACCUUGGGACUUCCAGCAAUACAACCUCAAAUCAGUGCUUCGUCGUCAUUCAAAGAAAAGCAGAAGGGGGAGACCCAGUCACUGAGACAAGGAGUGGCCUUGGCUGGACAGUAUGGAGGAAACGUUCCUCCAUCAUCAGCACAUCCUCACAUCGCUUUGGAGGGAAAGCCAAACAGCAGCCACCAAGCUCUCUUGCAGCAUCUGUUGCUGAAAGAACAAAUGAGACAGCAAAAACUUCUUGUGACUGGAGCAGUUCCUCUUCAUCCACAGUCUCCUUUAGCAGCAAAGGAGAGAGUCUCACCUGGCAUAAGAGCUGCCCACAAACUGCCUCGCCACAGGCCACUGAACAGAACUCAGUCAGCUCCUCUUCCUCAGAGUACUUUGGCCCAGCUGGUCAUCCAGCAGCAACAUCAGCAGUUUUUGGAGAAGCAGAAACAGUACCAGCAGCAGAUCCACAUGAAUAAGAUGCUCUCUAAGUCCAUUGAGCAGCUCAAGCAGCCUGGCAGUCACCUGGAGGAAGCUGAGGAAGAGCUUCAUGGGGAUCACUCGAUGCAGGAAGAGCGAGCUCCCGCCGGCGGUGCCAGCGUUAGGGCUGAGAGCAGCAGUGCUGGUGUGGAUGACAGAAUAGGACAGCAGGUGGGGGCUGUGAAAGUCAAAGAGGAGCCACUGGACAGUGACGAGGAUGUUCAAUCCCAGCAAAUGGAAUCUGGGGAGCAAGCUGCUUUUAUGCAACAGGAGUUCCUGGCACAUCAGCAUGUGCACCAGUUGCAAAUCUACCAGGCUCAGAUGGCUACAGUUGGCAUGGCAGGAUCAGACAAACAUCGACCGCUUUCCAGGACCCCAUCUUCCCCCUCUGACUCCACAUUACCUCACCCUGACAUGGACCAGCCCAACCAGCAUGUCUACACAACUGGUGUUGUGUAUGACAGCCUGAUGCUGAAGCACCAGUGCAUGUGUGGGAACUAUGCCAAUCACCCUGAACACGCUGGAAGGAUCCAAAGCAUCUGGUCAAGGCUCCAAGAAACUGGGCUGCUAAACAAGUGCGAGCGAAUUCGAGGUCGAAAAGCCAGUCUGGAGGAAAUACAGCUGGUUCACUCUGAACAUCAUUCACUGCUGUAUGGCACCAGCCCACUGAACAGACAGAAGCUGGACCCCAGGAAACUCCUAGGAAACGUGUCUCAAAAACUCUUUUCCUUGUUGCCUUGUGGGGGACUUGGGGUGGACAGUGACACCGUUUGGAACGAGCUGCACUCGGCCGGGGCGGCACGCAUGGCGGUGGGCUGUGUCAUCGAGCUGGCGGCCCGCGUGGCCUCCCGGGAGCUGCAGAAUGGCUUUGCUGUUGUAAGGCCCCCAGGCCAUCAUGCUGAAGAAUCAACAGCCAUGGGGUUCUGCUUUUUUAAUUCGAUUGCAAUUACUGCCAAAUACUUGAGAGACAAGCUAAAUAUAGGCAAGAUAUUGAUUGUAGAUCUGGAUGUUCACCAUGGCAACGGUACACAGCAGGCUUUUUAUGCUGACCCCAGCAUCCUGUAUGUUUCCCUCCAUCGCUAUGAUGAAGGCAACUUCUUCCCCGGCAGUGGAGCCCCAAAUGAGGUUGGAAGUGGCCCUGGCGAAGGGUAUAACAUAAAUAUUGCUUGGACAGGUGGCUUGGAUCCUCCUAUGGGUGAUGUUGAGUAUCUCACAGCAUUCAGGACUGUGAUCAUGCCAGCUGCCAACGAGUUUGAUCCAGAAAUUGUCCUGGUGUCGGCAGGAUUCGAUGCUGUGGAAGGCCACGACCCUCCGCUGGGCGGGUACAAAGUCACAGCUAAAUGUUUUGGUCACCUAACCAAGCAGCUGCUGAAGCUGGCGGGUGGCCGCGUGGUGCUGGCGCUGGAGGGAGGACACGACCUUACUGCCAUCUGUGAUGCCUCUGAAGCCUGUAUAAAUGCCCUUCUAGGAAAUGAGCUGGAGCCUCUCCCGGAAGAUAUUGUGCACCAAAUCCCCAAUAUGAAUGCAAUAGCUUCUUUAAAAAAGACCACUGAAAUUCAAAGCAAGUACUGGAAGUCAGUGGAGCCAUACUCUGUGCCAGUGGAUUGUGCUCUGGCUGAGUCUCAGAAGCAAGAGAGGGAGGAGACAGAAACAGUAUCUGCUAUGGCCUCUCUUUCAGUCGAUGUUGAGCAGUGUGUUCCUCAGGAAGGCAGCAGAGCUGCUGGUGAGCCCAUGGAAGAAGAGCCAGCCUUGUGAAGUGCCAAGUCUUCCCUGAUAUUUCCUGUGGGUGACAUCAUUGUGUAUCCCCCAAAGCACCCUCAGACAUGUCUUGUCUGCUUCUUGGGUGGCACAGAUCAGAUGGAACAUAAACACUGGGCACAAAACUCGGAAUAGCAGCUUCACUUGUUCUUUGGAUGGACUUGAAAGAGCCCGAAAGAUUCCUUAAAUGUAACCGCCACAAUUCUAGAGUUACAGUAAAACGGACUUGGGAGAAAGAGCCUAGAGCAUGCUUUUUUAAUGCUGUUUGACCCACUCACCAACACAAAUUGUGAAAUAGAGUAUUGCAAAAUUCUACAUGAUAGAUUAUAGAUAUGAGAAUUGCAACAGCCAGCAACAUACUCUGUGAACUCCGUGAAUCACUUUCUGACACUUUUUACUGGAUAAUUUUUUUCAUACUGUGUUAAAUUGUUAAUAGAUUUUGUUUUCUUUGCUCCGUGUAAUGAAGAAAAAAAAAGCCCCACCCUUAUUUUACGUGCCAUUUUUUAACCUCCUGUAAUGAAUUCUUAGCUGAAUAAGUGAAAAGUGUUUAAAUUACGAGGAGGGAUUUUAGCUAAAGAGAAAGCACUUCUCAUUGUACUAUAAAUCCCCUGAAGUACCGUGCUUGGUGGUGCUUUAUUUUCUCUUCCCUAUUCCUGGCCGUCCCUCCCCAUUUCAUGUAAUCUUUUCUAUCAUAAAAACACAUUCACGAUUCUCUAAAACGAGCGAUCUUUUGCCUUCAAGAAAAAGUGCUGUACCCUCUGUAGUUGACAGUAGCGCUCACCAUGUGUGCAGCAGAGAUCAAGUAUGGAUAGUUUUUCAAACGUGUUUUUAGUUUGUUCUGCAAUGUUUCUGCGUUCUGACUCCAAAGCAGCGACCUUCAGUAACUGCGUGCAGCUCAUUUGAAGCUCAGGUGUUUCUGUGGAGGUUGUGUGGGGGUGUUUUUUACAGGUCGUGAUGUGAAUACGAACUGAUUCUUUUAUGUAGUCCUGCACCAAGGGAACUGAUGUUGCUUAAGGAGCUUCAAAGGGUUUGGGCUUUAUUUUAGAUUCCCCAAGUGCAGCAAGAUCUCCCUGCAAUGUGACUUUAGCUGUUUAAUUCCAUGGUUGAGAACGUAACAUAGAGUUGUGCCUUUAGCUGAAAAUGAACGCUUAAACUGUUACACGUGUUGCCUUACUGUCAGAGAGAAAGAGAGAUUGGGGCAUGUAUGUAAGAUUACUUCAAAUGAACAAAACUCUGCUACAGUAACUUUUAUUUUGUUUACAACUUUCUCACCUAAUGAACCCCAGGACAUACCUUGAAGUAUUCAGCUUGCAGUAUUUGAUUGCU